AUGUUUGAAUAUCGCAACCCAGAUUCUUAUACACAUUCCAUCUCAACUGUGGAUUCAUAUGGAAGUGAGGAAUGCUCGAGUAGUUCAGACCACGAGUCCCCUAAAUACUCCUCAAAUCUAGCCACGUUUAGCAAAAAAACAAUAGAUUCUGUGGUUGAGGUGUCAGAAGUGCCUGGGAAAGGAAGAUGCCUCUUUGUUAGAAAGGAAUUUGAGCCAGGAUCACUCAUAUUUGCAGAAUCUCCACUGUUCAUGAUUUUGCCGUCGUCCAGGCCUGAUUUAUGGGAGAAACUAACGAGUCUGAAUCAGGAAUCGGCCUUUACAUUACCGCCGCUGUGGCAUAAGGCAGCCUUGUUGAGUAUAAUUGAAGGAACGGACGAAUCAAACAAGAUCAUGGCAAACAAAUGGGUAGAACGUAAGUUUGGUAGCAUUUAUUAUCGAUUGGUAGACCCGAAUCAGGAGGUAUCUGCAGAUGUGUACAGGGUCCUAGGCUCAAUAUGUACAAUAGUAGACGGAAACUAUUAUUAUAACGGGGUGCAAAUAAGUCCGGAAGUGUAUCAGCUGUACCUGCAAGUGUGGCCACUAAACGCGUUCGGAAGAAGCUCAGACCCGGACGGACUAGUAAUAUAUGAUAAAAUAUCGUACCUCGCACAUAGCUGCAACCCAUCAUGCUGUUGGCAUCACACAGAUGAUGAAAAUUUUGUUUUAAGGGCCAGAAAGAAACUGAUACCCGGAGACGAAAUAACGAUUUCAUAUCUGGGCGAAUCGGACCUACUGUCUCCAACUUUCAAAAGGAGGACUCUCUUGCAAAACUGGCAUUUCUUUUGCACGUGCGAUCGUUGCUCUCUUCCAGUGGACCUGUCGAGAGGAUUUCUGUGUAAAUACUGCCACUACGGAACAAUAUUCCUGAGAUACGACAGCUACACAGACAAACACACAAGCACGGAGUGCGAAAUGUGUAAGUACAAGUUCACGGAAACGGAAACGAACGAGUACAUAGAACUGGAAAGAGCGUACAUGUUCAGAAUAGAUGAGAUAGACAAGAGUGAUUUGAUGGACAUGUUCCAAGUGUACGACCACGCGAAAAACGUGUUCAGGCAGCACUGGUCACUCUACCAGCUCGAGACCAUGAUGUAUGAGUACUACAAGGAAAACGGGAACCUGGAACAAGCAAAGCUGUACCUGCUGCUGAGGCUGCACUACGUGGACAAGGUUGUUUCGGGGCCGCUGUACCUUGUGGCCUUUAUGCACGAGGAGCUGGCAGACAUCUUGACUAAUUUGGCAGGGAUAGACCAGGAGGCCACGAAAAUGGAGAAUAGGAAUGCUGACAUAGGGACCUUAAACAUGAUAAUGAGCUACUACUACAACGCCGCAGCACUCCUAGCCAUACUGUGCGGAUACAACCACAACUACUACUACUCGGUCGUGUACAAGCGACACCAAGUUGAGCAAUUGGCAGUUUCACUAAUGAAGAAAGUGUCAGCCCCGGAUUCCACGAAUAAAGAAUAA
Molecule: messenger RNA, 1506 nt
Organism: Theileria orientalis strain Shintoku
Lineage: Eukaryota; Apicomplexa; Aconoidasida; Piroplasmida; Theileriidae
Exons: 7
Coding region: 1-1506 (501 amino acids)
Molecular function (GO): protein binding
Source: RefSeq, a predicted model, not a curated record